Messenger RNA from Danaus chrysippus (African queen), 3081 nucleotides. Lineage: Eukaryota; Metazoa; Arthropoda; Insecta; Lepidoptera; Nymphalidae. The record is from the annotation of a GenBank genome assembly.
AUGAGGGGUAGCGUUUAUCAACUUUUGCUUUUGGCGCCUCUGGUCGCCGCCAUUACCGGACCGAGGAUAGAAAAUGACUUCGAUAGAAGCAGACAGCCGCCUCUUGGACAUACAGGCUUGAACGAUCAGCAGAGAUUCGGGGUUUCAGCUCAGAUACAGAAUUUCCAGCAGCAAUCUAAUUUGUUGAGCAGUCCAUCUCCACCACUUCAAUUUUCUCAUCCUAUAUUCCAGCAACAACCCUACGUCCCUCAAUUUAAUAAUUUACUACCAGCUCAAAACAUUCCUACCAGCCUACCAGUACAAAAUAGUAACGGUUUUCAAUUUGCCCCAUCAGUAAAUAUACCUAACAAUGGCCAACUUAAUGGUUUUCAACAACCCAACAUAGGACAGAUACAACAAAAUCGUCAAAAUAUCCAACAACCAAUUCCAACUUUGGCAGCAUUUCAAAAUAAUGGUUUGCCCCUAACAAGUUCUCAACAACCUUUUCACCAAAACCCAACAAUUCAUAGUUCAAUAGACCUCAGUCAGCAGCGACCCAGUCAAGCUUCUUUCUUACCAAAUCUAAAUUCUGGACAAAACCAGCAGUCAUUUAAUUCGCCAAAUCCUAUUACAAUUCAAGCUGCUCCAAAUUUGUCACCUCAGAAUGUAAAUAACGCACAAAUUCCAUUCCAAUCUGCAAUAAACCAAGGUCCGAUAUACAAUAACGGACAAACAUUACAACUGCAAGAAUAUUACGAACAACAAUCCAAAGAAAACCUAGAAAAGCUUAAAGAACUUCAAGAAAGGCAAAGGAUCAUUCAAAAACACCAAGAAUUUGUUCAGAAACAACAGCAGAAGCAGCAAGAAAAAGUGGAAAAACUACACGAAGAAUUUAUAAGUAAACAAGCAACGAAAACUAUACCAACUUAUACAACGACCGAAAAUUACGAAGACUAUUACAAGCGCAACCAAGAAAGACGCAGACCUUUACUGCCACAUGAAACUGACCUGUUUAGGAAAGCUGUGGAGCAAUACGAAAAGGAACAUCCAACAACAACACAAAGCACGACAACAACAUCAACGACAACGACAACAACAACAACAAGACCGCCGACGAGAUACAGAACUCGAACACCAGGCAGAACCCGAGGCCCUCCUCAAGAUAGAAAUAAGCAAAAACUAUACAAUGAGAUCAAAAAUCUACUAGAAGAGAGUGAUACCAAAGGUUUUGAUGACAAUUUAAGAGCUAAAAGUGUAGCAUUACUCCAGAAACCUGAUAUUUUGAAGCAAUUGAAAGUAGCACUAGCUGAAAAUCCAGAAGAUUUUAACGAGAAAAAUUUUUCAUCUCGAGAAAUUUCUUUGAAUGGUCAGAAAUUUGAAGUCAUUAGAACUACAAAUCCAAACCUCAUCCCUAAAGGAGCUAUAGCGGCUGAUAAUCCCGACUUAGGCAAAUUUAUAACAUCGACUAAAGAACCACAGAAAGAAAGUCAUAUAUCUUUUGACGACCUUACAAAGGAUGUUUUACCUCCGGGAGCCAAUUUUGAGUUGAUUAAGCAGGCUGACAAUGGCAAAUUAGAAGAGGUACCAAACAUACCCAAUUCGCUGCAAAAUAAAAAGAAAGUUACAUUUGUCUUCCUAGAAGAACAAGAUGAUGGUUCAUAUAAAGUAAAAGGUGUUAAAGCCAAUGGACAGCAAACCGAGGAAGGUCCUGAAGUAGAGAAUAUUUUAAACAAAAUAAAGAGAGGCGAAAUACAAUUGCCAGGACCGACUAAAAUAUCAAACGCCGGAUUUAGUUCUACCACCACAGCACCGAUUACACAGUCGACUGAUUAUAUAGCAGAGUCAUCACACCCUCCCUCGACUUACACAAGCUUCGUUACGACAUCAAACUACGGAAACUCUGGCCACACCAUCCCCGAACAAACAACGUCCGCACCAACUUAUAGGAGUUCUCUUGCAUCUGUAACGAGAUCUACGCCGAGUUAUUCACAAACGCAUCCUCCGACUACUCGUGGAACUACCACCGAGCGUUAUGUUAUCAAAUCGUCAACUCCUAAUUACAUAAUAAACAGGAGUAGUCACAUUCAUUCGUCCAGACAUUCGUUCCCGAGUACAACUAGUAAAAAUACGACCCCGGUCCAUAGAACAACACCCCAAGAUGUAGUCGUCAUAGGAUCAAGCGCUGCGACUACGGUAUCUCCGAAUUUUGAAGAAUCUACCGUCAAUUUGAGUUACAGAAAAGAUGGCACCCCUAGUCUCAUUGAUAUUUUAAAAGAAAAUGGAUUAUUUGCUACCGCCAAAUAUUUAAAACAGUCAGGACUGGAUGCAAUUUUAAAUGAAACAGGACCAUACACUAUCUUCGCGCCAACUGAUAAGGCGUUUAGAACACUAUUGGUCCAACUCGGUGGCCCUGACAGAGCCGAAGAGAAAUUCCGUGAUAAUCCUCGACUACUGAGUGGGCUUCUACUCCAUCACGUAAUUCCUGGUGCAUUCGACAUCGGGUCUUUACAAGACGAGAUGACGGGCGUGUCUCUGGCUGGCACACAGUUGCGAGUGAACCAGUACGACAUGCAUGAUGUAGAAUGGAACGAGGUGCGAGUGACUACCAUCAACGGUGCCAGAAUACUCGAAGAUAAAAAGGAUAUACAUAUUCCACAGGGGAUAGCACAUGCGGUAGAUCGUGUAAUGUUUCCGUUACCUGUGGGGGACCUCGUCCAAACGCUGCAGGCCGACCGUGAUCGACGAUUCACUACAUUCCUUAAGGCGAUACAAGCGAGCGGGUUCGCGGAUACGUUAGCAGAGAGUAAGACGUAUACAGUAUUCGCUCCAACGGACGCUGCUUUUGCCCGCCUCCCUGCAGCUGAACUCUCCAAGUACUCUGAACGAGCUGGUGCUCGAGCACUAGUGGCGCGCCACGUGCUGCCCGGCACGCUGUACAGCGCGGGAAUGAGAUACUAUCAAUUGAGGAACUCUAUGGAAGACGCUAAACCUCUCACUUUGCAAAAGAGUUCAGGUCGCAUCAAAGUGAAUAACGCUCAAGUAAUAACCCACAAUAUCCCCGCAACCAACGGAGUCAUACACGCCGUAGACACGCUGCUAUAA